Messenger RNA from Sorghum bicolor (sorghum), 1836 nucleotides. RefSeq names its product embryogenesis-associated protein EMB8. The record is from RefSeq and is a predicted model, not a curated record. The transcript is spliced from 13 exons. Gene Ontology annotation, molecular function: short-chain carboxylesterase activity; monoacylglycerol lipase activity. Bases 173 to 1471 code for a protein of 432 amino acids. Lineage: Eukaryota; Viridiplantae; Streptophyta; Magnoliopsida; Poales; Poaceae.
CACCGGUCGCCUCUCUCCGCGCCGGCGAGCUGAUCGACCUCGAGGAGCGCGCGACAUUGACCAGGGCGUGCGUCCGGCCGCAUCCCUUUGUCCUCCUUCCUCACGGAGCGGAGCGCCGCCGCUCCCAAGUCGCAGGCCUCAAAGGGUGGGCGUAGCGAUCAGCUAGCCAAGGAUGUCGAUGAUGAUGGCCGUCGUCGCCGAGGGCGAGUCGGCCGUCGAGCUGCUGCUCCGCGCGGCGGCGAUGGUGCCCGCGGAGCGCUACGCGCUGGCCGCCAUCAUCUUCGUGUCCGUCUUUCUGUACCGCUUCCUCGAGUUCCACGUCAUCGGCGACAUCCUCCACGGCUUCCGGGGCGGCCGCGUUGAGCUCACCUUCCACCCCAACUCGGAGAUCUACCACCGCGUCGCGUCCAAGUGCCGCUCGCUCCACGGCAGGUAUCUGGCGACGCCAUGGCUGGCGAGCCCGCAUUUGCAGACAUUGUUCCUGAACAUCUACGGGAUGCCGCCUUCAUUCACGUACAAAAGACAGUUGUACACAGUACCUGAUGGUGGAACCAUUGCUUUGGAUUGGCUGCUCGCAUCUGAUUUGGAAGUUGCCGACGGAUUCAUUUCUGAAGAUGCUUCAACACCCCUUAUAGUUGUGGUUCCUGGAUUAACUAGUGAUUCUUCUGCUGCUUAUGCAAAACACUUGGUUUAUUCCAUGGCAAGCAAAGGAUGGAAUGUUGUUGUAAGCAACCACAGAGGUCUUGGUGGUGUGUCCAUUACUUCAGAUUGCUUCUAUAACCAUGGUUGGACAGAAGAUGUCCGAGAGGUCAUUAAAUACCUGCACCACAGAUAUCCGAAAAACCCAUUGUUUUGCAUUGGUACAAGCAUAGGUGCUAAUAUUGUGGUCAAGUAUCUUGGAGAAGAAGGAGAGAAUACUCCUCUAGCUGGUGCAGUAUCUAUUUGUUCUCCAUGGGAUCUAGUGAUAGGUGACAGAUUUAUUUCCCGCAAGCUUGUGCAGCGUAUUUACGGCAAAGCACUUGCAGAUGGUCUGAAGGGCUAUGCAAAAUUACAUCAACCUGUCAUGGCCCGACUUGCAAACUGGGAAGGUAUUAAAAAGUCACAAACUAUCCGGGAGUUUGACCACCACGCUACUCGUGUUAUCGCAAGAUAUGAGACAGUGGAUACCUACUACCGCCAGUGCAGCAGUGCUAGUUACGUUGGAAAUGUUUCAGUCCCCUUGCUUUGUAUCAGUGCUUUGGAUGAUCCCCUUUGCACAAGGGAGGCUAUUCCUUGGGAUGAAUGCAGGGCCAAUAAGAAUAUUGUUUUAGCAACUACUCCGAAUGGUGGUCAUCUUGCAUUCUUUCAAGGACUAACUGCUCGAAGACUAUGGUGGGUUGGAGCUACUUCUGAGUUCCUUUCUGCUCUUCAUGAUAGCUCCUACAUGCAUAGGCAGAAGGUUGUCAGCGGGACUAAGGAGGGCAAGAAGUGAUACGCCACUGUUGAUCAUCUGGCAACAGAGUAGGGAACGCCGCCGUCUGAUAGAGUGGGGUAGGGAGCCUGGUGUGAGUGGGUUGCUACAAACCCGUUAUGUCUCCGUCGGUUGUUGUGUAACGGCGUAGGCUUAGUCGGUGGUGGGAGGCAUAUAUAACUGACACCUUGUAUCUGAAGUCGGCAUCGUUUAACUGAAACUCUGAACCCUAUCUGAAUAAAAUUCAGUCCUCUGUUCUUGCUGUUCUUCCAACUCUCUCCUGCUUCUAACCCCGAACUCUACUCUAGUUAUCCGUCCGAUUCCUUGCAGGAUCGUGACAAAAGUGUGCUGGGCACCAACUCAUCAAUGAAAUUGGCCAUCUUAAA